Messenger RNA from Rangifer tarandus platyrhynchus (Svalbard reindeer), 420 nucleotides. The record is from the annotation of a GenBank genome assembly. NCBI's taxonomy places the organism in Eukaryota, Metazoa, Chordata, Mammalia, Artiodactyla, Cervidae.
AUGCAGAACGCACACGGGGUAGGCACACGUGUGUGCAGAGAGCCUGCACAAGAUGGACAUGUGCAUAUGCACACAUGGACACAUCCAGAGCUCACACAGGAUAUAUAUGCAUGCAUGCACACACACAAAGUGCUUACACAGGUUUUACACAUGAGAGGGCACCUAUGCUCACACCGAAUGUGUGUACACGUGUGUGUGCAUGUACACAAAGAGCCUCAGCAGAGGCCACACCUCAGUCUGAACAAGGAGAGGCUCCCGGGGAUGCUGGUAUCACAGCUGUUUUCCUUGCUAGUACAACACUCAGGGCUCCUCCAGAACCUCCACUCUCCACUGACUCUGCCCUCCUCUGGUCCACCCUCUCUCAGCCUCCCUGGCCUCCUUCCUUUCCGCCUGGAUCAGGGCACCAAGGACAGGCCUUAG